UUCGGGUCCGGUCACGGUUUGAGUCUCUCCCAUGUUUGGUGUUGCAAACUUCCGUUUUUUAAGCACUUCUUCCUUCCAUCGAUCGUCAAUCGAGGUGAAGUGUUGCAGACGAAUGUAUAUUCCAUCUUCUAAGAUCCAUUUUUGCUAGAAAAAAGCUCUUUUUGCUGACAAAAUUUCCCUCGAAAGGACCGAAUGGGGAGGGCCAUAAUUUUCUGCAGACUACUCUACUGUUCAGCACAGUGAACUCAGUGAACUAGAAGCCCUUGUUGGCGUAGCUUUAGUGAGACACCGAAGGGAGAACAGGAGGAGGUUUCGUUCCAACAACAAGCGUCUGUUCAGUGAGUAGGCGGGUGGUGGUGUGUCGGGCUGUGUUGGAGAUAGACGCACGACAGCUCGCCAUUAGAACCCCCCUCCCAUCCACGACGACAUUCUUUGCAGUGUUUAUCUGGCUGGUGUGGAACAAGCAGCGGGCCCCAUUUUACGGGGCCCUCGCCGGUAAGAUUCCAAUCUUGCAGUUCGUUGUGUUGCUGUUUGUCUUUCCAACAUGAAUGGUUAGACAGAUGUUACAUCUAGUCAUUCUUUAACAACAUUUCUGCAUUGUUUACAUCAUGCCGAGGCACAAGCCCACGCCACCUAGCAACAACGACCCCAAGAAGCGCAAGUACAGCUCUACAGGGUCCCAAACUGAUGAAGAGCUGGAUACGGAAGGGUCAGACAUCAAGUCAAUUUUACAAACAAUUAAGGUACAACUUGCAGAACUGGCAACAACCAAGCAACAGGUAGGAGAGAAUUCAUUACAUAUUGUAAACAUUGCAAAAGCCUCUCAACACCUGGAAGAUGAAGUGUCGGACCUGAAAAAGAAACUGACAGAACUUUCUGAGAAGGUGAGGAUUUACCAGGAGAAUCAAGUUAAGUAUGAAAGAGAAAAGGUAAAGUCACAACACAAACAAGUCCAGAUGGAAGCUCAGUCUCGUAGAGAAAACCUCAUUUUCUACAAUGUUCCAGAGGAACCAUCUGAGAAACCCCAGCGUACAGAAAAGCUACUAACCCAGAUUCUCGAGCAUAACGCCAAAAUCCCGGGUAAUGUUGUGAAAAACAUUAAGUUUCAACGAGUUCAUCGCCUGGGAAGGACCCGUAUUGGCGAUAAUGCGCGACCGCGGCCGAUCAUCGCGAAGUUUGUAUGGUUUAAGGAUCGGGAGAUGGUAAGAGGUGCGGCCAGAAAUCUGAAAGGCACAAACUUCGGCAUCGCAGAGGACUUCCCAAGGCAGAUUCGAGAGGUUCGGAAGAAACUCAUGCCGGUUCUCAGGGCAGCACGCGCGGCGCAGCCGCCGAAAUUCGCCGUUCUUAACGUCGACCAGCUAUAUAUCGACGGUGAUCUGUACACUGGACCGGAAAGUAAAAGACCAUAUACUACUACUUAAGAACAUGGAACAGUAUUGAACAGUGAGAAACAUGGCCCCGAACUUGUUA
This is a messenger RNA of Branchiostoma floridae (Florida lancelet), 1470 nucleotides long. RefSeq lists its product as uncharacterized. NCBI's taxonomy places the organism in Eukaryota, Metazoa, Chordata, Leptocardii, Amphioxiformes, Branchiostomatidae. The transcript has a single exon. Bases 609 to 1421 code for a protein of 270 amino acids. The record is from RefSeq and is a predicted model, not a curated record.